CAGAAAAUGGCUGAGAAACCCUGGUGUAGCAGCACAGAUGCGAAUAUGACGUGCGAUUCCUCUGACUCGACAUGUGAGCCAGCUGUACAAGAAGUCAGAAUCUUCCCUUCCAGUCCAUACCGUGCUCUUGAGACAUUAGAAUGUCUCAGUGGGAUAAGGGUUUCUAUAGAAACAUGUCAGUGCCUGAUAUAGAAGCACCCAGGUGAUCAAAUAUGCUUUUCAUUACACAAGCCUUAAUUAGAGGCCUGUUAUCUUCACUAGAGACAAACUCUUUCUUGGCACUAAAGCAGCUAAUCUACUUUCCUUACUUUUCAAGCGUAUUAAUUUGGGACAAUUUAACGACAGCACAUAUAAGCACUUGGAAAAGUAUCUAAGUGGUCCCUAUUCGGAGGUGAUGGCCAAGACAUGGAGUUAGCUGUCUGUCUGUGUUACAUACUCUGGACUGAUGGCAAUAUUCCGAGAAAAGAUGUGGAUGCCGCCAGUAGCCCACAGGCAGUCAUUUAGCGUGCCCAUCCAGAUUACACUACAGGGCAGCCGCAGACGUUACUUGAGGGAAGCCUUUUCUCCAGUAUCCGGCAAGGUGAAGAGGAAAGAGAGUGGCAGCGAUGGGGUGAAGACACCUGAUAAGAUGAAGAAGAAAGUGUCCAAUGCUGGGGAAGACAGAGCAAUGCUGUUGGGGUUCACUAUGAUGGGCCUUUCAGUAAUGAUGUUCUUUUUAUUGGGGAUUGCAAUACUGAAACCAUUCAUGCUCAAUGUAUGGAACGAAGAGUCCAACUGCACAAUUAUUCAGGCGGAUAUAAUGGAUGACUGGGUGGACUGUUCCUUCACAUGUGGUGUAGAUUGCCAUGGCCAGUCCAAAUACCCCUGUCUUCAGAUACUGGUGAACGUGUCUGCUUCUGGUCAUGUUGCUGCCCUGCAUUAUAAUGAAGAGGCUGUCCAGAUAAACCCCAAGUGCUUUUAUGUUCCAAAGUGCCAACGAGAUAAGAAUGAUCUGCUGGAUGGUGUUCUAGAUGUGAAACAGUACUUCGAAGGCAAGAAUGACACCCCAUUUGCAUGCUUUCAUCGACAUGACAGUAAACCAGAAGAUGUCAUAUUGAUUAAAAAGUAUGACCGAUCAGUAGUGUUUCAUUGCCUUUUUUGGCCAACUCUUAUGCUCGUUGGUGGAGCAUCCAUAGUGGGCAUGGUAAAACUGACUCAGCAUUUGUCUCUUAUGUGUAUGGUCUACUGCAGUCCAGCAAAAGAGGAAACUGGCAAUGUAACACCUCGACCAGACUCUCAGCAGAGUAGAACUAAAAAGGAUGAAAAGACUUUGAGAUGGAGAUUAAAUUCCCAAAGUAUGACUCGUGCUUCAUUUAGUUAACUGAGAUUUACAAGAUCACCAUGUCGAAGGUCUUUUUGCUUGUCGAAUAGAAGUGUAGCAUAGAACUAAAGUGCACAGCCUAUUGAUUGGGACCCAAAACCAGCGCAUUUCUUUCGUAAUUGCAAAAUAUUGGUACCAAAAAUGGGCUCCAUAUUAAAAAAAAAAAGGCUAGGCACCACUAGUGAAAUUAUUGCUGAAUAUGUGUAUAGCAUAAGAAAGUAUUUUACAAAGCAAUUUUUGUAGCCAUAAAUUUAUUUUUGUAGAGUAUUGCGAAAAGUACAGUGAUAAUGGUUAUGUUAAUACGAAGUGUUGUUUACAAUAAACAGUCUGUCGCAA
This is a messenger RNA of Rana temporaria (common frog), 1696 nucleotides long. It is a transcript of the gene KCNMB3, whose product is annotated as potassium calcium-activated channel subfamily M regulatory beta subunit 3. Gene Ontology annotation, biological process: potassium ion transport; detection of calcium ion. The coding region runs from base 446 to 1360 and encodes 304 amino acids. The record is from RefSeq and is a predicted model, not a curated record. Lineage: Eukaryota; Metazoa; Chordata; Amphibia; Anura; Ranidae. The transcript is spliced from 4 exons. Gene Ontology annotation, cellular component: membrane; voltage-gated potassium channel complex. Gene Ontology annotation, molecular function: calcium-activated potassium channel activity; potassium channel regulator activity.